AGAAGGAUCUUGGUAGCAACUGCCUUUGAGAAAGUAGCUUUAUUAAUGUUAAAACAAGCUUUAUCGGACACAACGCAUACGAGGAGAACGUAUGAGCAAUUUUCCUUUCUGUCCUUCAUUAGACGAGCGGCAAAGAAUGCGUAAAUGGUCAACACAGGGCAGGCUAUUGCGAGCAGUCCGUGAGUUUUGAACCACAGCGAGGAGAGGACUUGGACUACUGCCGCGGAUUGAGUGAAUAUGGUCAACAUUGUUGUGUCUCAGGACUUCUAGAAUAUAAAGGCGAGGAGGAUUUAGGUAGCCUAACAUCGAAAUGUGGUAGUCAUUAUGUGGACUGCGGUUUUCAAUCUGGGAACUAGAUGAACUAUCAAAUCACCGCAUGAAACGCAUUCAGUGACUUGGGUUGGGAAACGCAGAAUCUACCCAAGAUUAGUCGAGUGUUGUUUUGGUAUACAUUAUGUUAAGUGUGGAAUAGCCUUUUUUGCUUACUGGAGGUUCCUCUCGCAAGUGCACUGGAAAACUUUAAUAAAGGCAGGAGACAGCCGACAAAAGGCACGAGUUGUUGAACCCUAGCCCGUGUACCCUACCGCGCAGUAAAAACCGACGGAUGGUCUCCAUUCAUUCAAUUGGCUACAUUGUUGCAUCGGGGCUUGGUUAAAUUUUCUGUUUAAUUGUCCCCGUAUCAUGGAAAAAUACACCAGCUGUCCAGUUUUAGGUUUCAGGACCGUUUGGAAAACACGUUUAUCGAUCUUAGACGGUGCAGUUUAUAGCCUACCAAUAUCAAAUACCUCCGCAUUUAGCAUAGCCAACUGAACGGCGAGGAAUUCAACAUCAAAUAGUUAUUUGUAUUGCAAUGUAUUAGAGAACAAUUGCGCAUUUGUUUAAUUCAUUAACCCGUGGACUUGGCUACAUAUUUGGAACAUGCAUGGUGGAAUACUUAAUUGAGGGCGCAAUUGGAAACGGAUGCGUGGGAGUCUCGAGCCAAUUUAUCCUGAUACCUGUAACUUUCUUCUCAGGCUUGGAGCCCCAUCAUAAAGAGGAGACUUUCGUUCAUCGUGCCUUACAUUUUGUUUUCAUUAAGCCAGUCAGACAAUUGUAGGAUUUGACAGAUUCAGCAGCCUAGGGUACAGCCCCACAUCUUUGUAAACAAUUCAAGCACACAAUUCAACGUCAGACUCUUGAAGAACCUGCCGUAGGACUAACACCGGUCGGAAACUAUAUUUGAAGACUCCUGUAUUCAAGACUGCUUACUGGAUUUACAGAGAUCUACGAUGUCAAUUUCACCAUAUCGCAGAGGAACUCUUCUGCUCUGCGUGGCGCUAAUUUCUAAUGCAUUUGCAGGUAAAGUAUCCCCGACUAGCUCAGAUGCUCUCCUGAGCUCUUCGGCAGUCACCCCCACCCCCAUCCCUCCGGACAUCUACCUUCCCGCCAACUUCAAGCUUUCCAAUGCCCAGUUGGCCUUCUUCCUGCGAGAGACCAGGUCCUCGGGCCAAAGCAGCGGUAGCCCCGCCAACGGACACCCUCUCCAGCGUUCCGAGAGCUUUGUGGUCUUCCAGACCAAGGAGCUUCCCGCCGUCAACAUAACCUUCGGCCCGUUCACCCAGGACCAGAGCCUGUCCAAGGACAUCCUCCAGCCAUCCAGCCCUCUGGACAUCCCCGGGCGGCUGACGGUCAAUUGGAAGGUCCGGGCCUUCAUCGUCCAGUCGAGGGUGUUCUCUAGCAACCCUGUGGUCCAGGUGCUCUUCUACAUCGCCGGUCGCGACUGGGAUGACUUCAAGGUCCAGGACAAGCUGCCCUGCGUGAGGCUCCAUGGCUUCCGGGACGUGCGUGAGAUCAAGACGUCGUGCCGCCUCCAGGGGAACCUGGCCCAGUGCUUGGCCCAGCUGGAGUUGCCCCCCACCUGGUUCAACACCAAUGUGGCCCCCCUGGGCCGGAGGAAAGGCUCCAGCGACAGCCUGGUCAUGGAGCUGAGUGGGGAGUCCCUCCAGGCCGAGCUCUACUACACCCUCCACGACCCGGACAGCGGAGGGGAGUGCGGCGAGAGCUCGGGCCGCAGAGGAGGAUCACGGGGCGAGCCUCCCUCUCAGCAUCCCCUCCUCCGCAUUGGUAGCAUCAGCCUGUACAAGUCCAGCCAGAAGCAGAUGGCUGUGGACAAGCAGCUGGAUAAGAACAUGUUCUUGAGAUUGCCGGAGAAGCCGCUGAAGCCGGGAGAGACCCUCAACAUAUUCCUCUACCUGGUGCCCAACUCCACAGUGGAGCAGUUCACCCUCAAGGUCAAGGCGAAGAAAGGGGUGAAUCUACUGCAAACCAAGUCGAAGAAUGCCCAGUGGACUGUGGACUGGGAUGUGCAGUCCGGGGCAAAGCAUUCCAUCACCACUAUCAACGUGAACAAGAACAAAGGAGUACAAGCCGGGGAUGCACUGGCCAAUAUCGAGGUGAUGCAACUGGACUUUGAGAUGGAGAACUUCACCAGCCAAUCGGUCACCAGGAGGAUCAACUGGAACAUCGACUACCGGGGCCAGAACCCGCCUCCGGACUCGGAGAAGGUGGUGACUGAGUUGACUGUGGUGCAGAAGGACAUUCAGGCUAUCAUUCCGCUCUCCAUGGACACGGAAAUCAUUAACACUGCAAUACUGACUGGCCGAACCGUGGCCAUUCCUGUGAAAGUGGUCUCCAUUGAAAUGAGUGGAGUCGUGACCGACGUCUCGUCCUUCGUAGAGUGCAAGUCCUCUAAUGAAGACAUUGUCAAGGUGUCCAUGAAUUGUGACUACGUGUUUGUGAACGGGAAGGAGACACGGGGCUCAAUGAACGCCCGGGUCAUCUUCAGCUACGAGCACCUCAGUGCCCCCCUGGAGCUGACCGUGUGGGUGCCCAAACUCCCCCUCCAAGUGGAACUGUCCGACAGCAACCUGAGCUUCAUCAAGGGCUGGAGGGUACCCAUUCUUCCUGACCGCAGGAGCGCCAGAGACAGUGAUACGGAUGACGACGAGGAUGACCGGCGGGUGAGUCGGGGCUGCACCCUGCAGUACCAGCGCACCCUGGUCAAGGUGCUGACCCAGUUCCACACCACCUCCACCGAGGGCACCGACCAGGUCAUCACCAUGCUGGGGCCCGACUGGCAGGUGGAUGUGACCGACCUGGUGCAGGAUUCGCUGAAGGUGGUCGACCCCAGGAUAGCCGAGCUGGUGGACCACACUGUGCUGGUGGGCCUAGAGCUGGGGUCCACUGUACUGAAGGUGGAGUCUCCACUCACCAUGGAGGCCAUGUUAGGAGAGACGCCAUUUUCCGUCACCGACGAGAAAGUCUCCAUUUUGGAACUUCGUGUUCAUGCCAUCUCUGGACUUGCUCUGUCAAUACAGCCCAGCCCUGGCAACAGUCACACUAUGGUUGCCAAGGCAACUGGCCUGCAGACACUUACUGCACCAAAGCAGGAGGCCAGCUUGUCCAUCUGGCUUUACUACAGCGACAGUACCGCGUCGCCUCUGACCUUCUUCGACCCCAAGGACUACAACCUCAACGCUUCAACGCUGAACGACAAGGUGGUGUAUGUAUCCCAGGAGCCUCAGCAGCGCUGGCCGGUGGUGGUGGCAGAGGGCGAGGGGUCCGGGGAGAUGGUGCGCAUGGAGAUGACCAUCUGCGAGGCCUGUCAGAAGACCAAGCGCAAGAGCAUCAUCGCUUCGGCCCCUGUGUACGUGAAAGUCCGCUUCGGACCGGAGGAAGACUCCGAGGAGGAAAUGGAGAUUGAAAUUGAGCCAGCCCGUGUCACCAAGCAGCCAGUGGUGGACUCCAACAUCGGCGGUGGAGGCUUCGAGCCGUCCAACGAGCAGCCGGCGAGCGUUCCUAUCGACUACACCAACUUCCCGACCAUCAGCAACCAGGAGAGGCCCACCGAGGGAGAGGAAGUGGAGGAAGACGAUGACUUCAUCCACGCAUCCCGCAGCAUGACUGACCUGGAGAUCGGCAUGUAUGCCCUCCUGGGCGUCUUCUGCCUUGCCAUCCUGGUCUUCCUCAUCAACUGCAUCGUGUUUGUCCUCAAGUACCGCCACAAGAGAAUCCCCCCCGAGGGCCAAGCCAACAUGGACCAUUCCCACCACUGGGUUUUUUUAGGGAACGGACAGCCCUUGAGGGCCCAGAGUGACCUUUCACCCCAGACAGUGGAGAGCCCCAUCAACCACGUGGAGGGGGUACAGAAUUGUUGCCAUGGGGACCAUCACAGCAGCGGUAGCUCCCAGACCAGCGUUCAGAGCCAGGUCCAUGGGAGGGGCGACGGCAGCUCUGGGGGCUCCACCAAGGAGCACGGCGAGGAGGCCAGCUCGCCCACCUCCAAGCGCAAGCGCGUCAAGUUCACAACCUUCACCACGCUCCCCACAGAAGACAUGCCCUACAACUCCAUCCCCAUCGCAGAUGAAGAGGACAUUCAGUGGGUCUGCCAAGACAUGGGCUUUCAGGACCCAGAGGAAUUGCAUGACUACAUGCGCAGGAUAAAGGAAAUAGCCUGAAGGGGUGGCUGUUAAGAAGCCUUGGAGCUUUCUAAAAAUACUUUCCUUUCUAUUUUUCUCUUUUUCACUUUAGUGAGAGAACUUUUCACAAACAAAAACCAAGGCCAACUACUCUUCUGUUUUUGUUUGGGUUCGGGGUUUUUUCUUUGCACAGUGCCGUUUCCCGUACACACUCACUUUUUUUGGAAGUCGCAAAAACAAUUGGAAAGUCAAAGACUAGACUAAAUGAUUUUAAACACUAGUGAAAUGGCUUUGUGUGGAUGUCCUUUCUAAAGAGGUAGGGGAGUACACUCUCAAAUGGAAUUAUAAGCUUCAGUCAUGAGCACUGUUCUGGAGGAUGGAUUUGAAAAGUUCACUGUCACUGCUACUGGGGAUUAGUUAGCAGACAGGAGUGUUUUUAGCGGGACAGGUUGGGUCUUGGCUCUGUGUUUGUCGGUUUAUCCAAACUCCAAGUACCUUCUCCAACAAAGAGGCCUUUGAUGUACAGAUUACAUUUCAAAGAAACCGUUUUUGGGACGCAUGGUUUUACGCCAACAUGGGACAACAUGAUGGAAAACCAAUUGUCAAAGACGCUCAUUAAAAACCAUGUUAUGAUUUCAUUCAAUGUCAUUACUGUACAUUUAGCUACAUUUCAUACAUAGUCCAAGCCAGUGCCCUACUACUGGUUUCAUACACUAUCCUGAUUAAGUCUAAUGCCUUAGAAUGGGUUAUAGAAUGGGUUUCACUGAUUACAACUGAUUUCAAUGCUGACACCCUGUUGUCACACUUUGGGUUAAGGGGCAGUGCGGGGGGCAAUUAUCCAAAAUGCUACAACUGGUCAAAGGUUUAGUUAUAUUAGAAAAGACAAGAGCUUGUACGUAUAUAGUGAAGUAAACGAUCUCUGAAGUUCUUUGCAUGAAAUGAGACACUAAGGCACAAUAAGCAAUUUUCAAAAUUUAUAAAUGUUUAAAUUUGUAAAUUAUUAUCUAAUACCUAGACAAUACUAAAGGACACAUGCUAUAUCAUGCAUUACGUGCAUGCCGUGCCAGACCUGCCUACUGCAGCCCUUCCUCGUAUGUACAUACCAUGCCCAGCUGAGGUCCUCUUCAGCAGCAACAUUACAUUGAACUAGUUAUCAGGCAGAAAAGGGGGGAAGUGUUGUGUGCUGGGAACGUGUUGGCCCGUCACUGUAACCAUAGAGUUUCCCACUGUACACCUGAGGCCCUAAGAAUUACAAUGAAAGAACUCUCAUCCCGACAGAAGAUUUUGUAGCAGAAAUCGUUCCAUUUCCUUUUUUUCUUCUUUUUAAAUCAUGGUCACCUCGUGUAAUCAUGCUCCCAUUGAACUUCAUUUAUUUGUUUUAAUUUUUUGGAUUUGUGUGUAUUGUUUUGUAUUGUUCGGUAUUACUGCACUUUUGGAGCUAGAAACAAAAGCAUUUCGCUGCACCUGCGAUAACAUCUGCAAAAUAUGUAUACGCGACCAAUAAAAUUAGAUUAGAUUUCAUUUGACACCAACUCAUUUGUACGGAGUCACAAUAUUUGUGUUGCCAAUUUCCAAUUAACCUAAACACAUAAUGAGAAGUACUAUGUUUGGUCCAAAAUAUGUCAGUAAUAAAGCAUGGAUGCUGCACAGGAGCUGGUCAUGACAGUCACAGAAGCCAAGCGCGCCGGUGCUGACACAUUGUGCCAUUGUUAUGGUGGUGACGCCUAUUAAGUUUCUCAGAACUGACUUGGUUUGAUGAAAUCUAAAUUUUUAUGUUAGGAGUUUUGGUUAGUGAACCUGCACAAAUUAGAAUGACUGCAAUUGAUGAAUGCAAUGGGAUGCCAUUUGUAGGUUUGGUUGUGUAGAAACAUUGGCUAGAAUGUGAUGAAUUUUAAAGCACUGGGUGGGAUUCUUUGAAGGUAAGUAAUGUUGAUUCGUGCUGAUCUGAUGAUCUGCCAAGUUCUUUUCAGGAGUAAUGAAAAAUAAACAGGACGAAAAUGUUUCAAUUUUAAUUUUAGUUUAUUUGUAUGCUCUUAAGCAGGGCUUGGAUUUGCUGUGUUUUUGUUAAUCACAUGAUUUCACCCAACCACUCAAUUUGAGUUAUGAAUCAAUUCCAAUCAAUUAAUUUCCACACAAAACAUCAACCUAGAUGGCUGACAUUUUGUCGAUGUCCUACCUGCUAUUUAGUUAUUUUAGACUUCUUAAGAAUUUGAUUUACAGCAUGCCAUGUGAUGUGCGUUCCAAGUGGUUUCAUUGAAUAAUGACCUAAUUCCACAAAGUGAUUACAUCUCAAUCAAGCCCUGUUAACAUCUAAAGGUAAAUGGUCUUGAAACUAUUCAAGCCUCUGCUUCAAACAAAGAAACGGGUUGAGGAAGUGAACAGUUGGUUACAGCAUGCCUUUCUUUUUUUAGCCAAAGUUUUAACCCCCAUUUUAAACAAUGGUGUCUCAGGAUGAAUGUAUUGAUUCUCUAAUGUACUUUGAUCAUCAGAUGGGUUUUUUGUCUCUAGUAUUACACCUGGUCAACCCAAAUCAGAACCACUGCUUAACAACAGUGGUUUAAGUUUCUAAUAGCAGCUUUUAACAUUUUUUUUUUUUUAUAGUUCCUUUCUUUCGAAGUAGAUUUUAUGCUUUCAGAGAUCACUCAUUACAAAUGUCUUUAUUAAAAACAUUCUAUGGCUUCUGAUAAUUUGUAUAUGUUUCCUUCCUCCAUGUAUAUAUGUAUAUGCAAAACCAUUUUUGUAAUGUGACUUUGGUGAAGGUUUGCAUACUUCUGUGUACCGUUUGCAUACUUCUGUGUACAUUCUAUUUCUUCUCCGAGCUGCUGCUACAGACUUGGCCUUCUCACAUGUGGUUGAAAACAUUUGAAAUGUACCCCACGUGGAGACGUGCGAACCUCACGGUUCUGGUGACUGUGCUCCACCACACUGACAAUACUAUGUUAAUGUACAGAACACUGUUCAAUUUCCUGUAUUCUCCUGAAGAACAAAACCCUUGUAUUUCCCCCAUUAUAUGUAAAGGACUAAAGAAAAUAUAAUACAUAAACAAUGU
Coregonus clupeaformis (lake whitefish) is the source of this 7506-nucleotide messenger RNA. RefSeq names its product transmembrane protein 132E-like. NCBI's taxonomy places the organism in Eukaryota, Metazoa, Chordata, Actinopteri, Salmoniformes, Salmonidae. The record is from RefSeq and is a predicted model, not a curated record. The transcript is spliced from 9 exons. Bases 1269 to 4496 code for a protein of 1075 amino acids.